UGUUACUUGGCAGCACUAUGCACAAAGUCGGAUAGUUUUGUGAGUUGUCGCUACUAUCGACUCGCUAGUAAAUGAAAUAAAUCCGAGUAGAUGUUUACAUGUUUUAUCAUAUACGCGUUUCAGUUUUGUUUUUGAAGGAACAUUUUUUAGUGAUUUAUGUAAAUCAUAUUCAAUAACAACAACAAGGAACAAGGAAAAAUGUCCUCGGAGGACAGACAGAAACGCAAACGGUGGAGUGUGCGCGAAGUAAAAUGCUUACUAAAGUGCUAUUUGGCUCAUAAGGAUGAGUUUGUUCAUUCCCGAAAAAAGAGGUUGGCAUAUAACAAUGUUUUGGAAGACAUGAUAGCGGACGGUUUCGUGGAUCCAUCGGCAACGGUGAUAACACUGGAAAACAAAAUAAGAACUUUACAUUCCACAUAUAAAGCUGCGAAAGCAAAUGAGGGCAAACCUACCGGCUUAACAAACUGUUUUCCAUUUAUGGAAGAAAUGGAAGAAGUUUUUGGAGACAUGGAUUUUAGUUCGAAUGAUCAUAGACUACAAAUGGGAAUAAGCAGUGAAAAUUCAUUUUCAAUGUCACCAACAGAUACAGUUUUUACAGCGGACGAUAUAUUAAUACCAGAUCUAACUUAUCCGGAAUUACACAUUAAAACAUCACCACCUUCAUCACCUAUACCGCAGCCAGAAAUUAAAUCGUCACCACCAUCUUCCCCUUCUUCCUAUACACCCAUGAAAUCACCAUCGGUACCAACUUCAUUGUCUCAAAUACAGUCUGUAUCGGCAUCAUUGCCUCAAGUUUCAAACCGAAAGCGUCGGAGGAAAACCGCCCGUGAAAUUUAUUAUGAGCAGAAAUUAAAAAUUAAACAAAAGUUGGCAGAAAAUAAAAUGGAGGAGAGAAGAAGACUAAAUCAGUCAAUUUUAGAGGUACUUAAGGAUGCUGAAAAGAAAAAAUUAGAGAUGCUGAAAUCGUAUUUGAAGUAGAAGCUUCAGACUAUUUAUUAAAAACGUUGGGUAAAUGUUUUCUUAAAUAGUUUUUUUUGUUUGUUUUCAGAAGUUAUUUAUCAUAUGUACAAAAUAAAAAUAAAAAAAAAAUAUGUAACAAAAAAUGUAUUGUUUUUGGUUUUGCGUUUGCGUUAAUGAUUUGAUGAUGAUCAUUGGCUUGUACUGCCUUCCUCUUAGAGAUUUAAUUCUUGACUUCAUAUACACACUAACUCAUAUAUUUCUGUUAAUUAUUGAAAUAUUUUAGUUGAUGGUAUUUU
Molecule: messenger RNA, 1256 nt
Organism: Zeugodacus cucurbitae (melon fly)
Lineage: Eukaryota; Metazoa; Arthropoda; Insecta; Diptera; Tephritidae
Exons: 3
Coding region: 199-978 (259 amino acids)
Source: RefSeq, a predicted model, not a curated record